This is a messenger RNA of Drepanopeziza brunnea f. sp. 'multigermtubi' MB_m1, 654 nucleotides long. The record is from RefSeq and is a predicted model, not a curated record. Lineage: Eukaryota; Fungi; Ascomycota; Leotiomycetes; Helotiales; Drepanopezizaceae.
AUGUCAGAAUCAGAAGCAGCUCUCAACGGUGACGCGAUUCUCGCAACCUACCGACCAGCCAAAGCUGCCUUCGAACUGGCCAGCAGCAUCGAUGAAAACUCAACCCAGAAAUACAAAUCUGGUACCGCGCCGAAAUCGCACCGUUUCUCUCCAGCGCCGGUGUCAUCGGAAUGGUCUCUCGACCCGCAUCCCCGAUCGUCUUCUCGUUGUCCCUCCGAAGCGGAGAGCGCGCCUUUCGCUUCAAAAAUCAAAAUCAAAUUCUCAAUAUACCCAUCCGCCACUUCGCCCGAGGCGAGACCGGGUGUCAUCAAGUUUGCGCCGAGGGAAAUAUAUGGGCUGCCCACGGUUGAGGGCAGGAAGGACACCAUUGGCGGGGAACUCACGCUGCAGGUGCCAGCUGGCCCCCUGACCGUUGAAGUUGGUGUCGAUACGCCGUUCGCGAAUGGGUUCUGGAGCAGCCCGUGGAAGAAAAGUAAUCGUGCCGUCUUCCUGCGGGGGGUUACGAUGAGAGAGCAGCCACGGACGUCGAAGUUCGACGAGUUGACGCAGGAGGAGUGGAAAGCAUUGAUCCCGUAUGAGGAAGAGUGGGAGAGCCGGUUGACUGAUCAAGCCGUGAGGGUGGCACCUAUCCAGUCUUUGACGUUGAGUAAAUGA